UCAUGAACAGGGCCAGACAGGUGUGUGCCCUCACCCUACCUCUGGCCAGUAAAGAUCCUGUGGAGACAUGGCAGCUAGCCACCGUGGCCCUUAUACUGGAUCCAGGGGUCCCAGAGGAUGCCCACCGUAAGCCUCGCAAGCAUGCUGCAGUCAAAGCCAUGUCGUAUCACGUGGGUGAUGCAGAUGCAGCGCGUGUACUCAGCACACGCCAGGCUAACACAGCGGACCUCUUCGAAGGUGCAGAAUCACAGAUGGACGCUCGUAUGUCUGCUCGAUCCCGUUUGUCUGCACGUUCAUACCACUCCCAGAUGUCGUACCGCCCCAUGUCACCCCGCGCCCCUCCACUCCCACCUGACCUGCAGAUGCACAGGGAACAGGUCAUGACGGAGGUGUCUGAUGAGCCCGAGCAAAGUCCCAGAAGUCAAGCUGGUUCACAGCAAGGACAAAAACAACAGACAAAUUUACCACAGAAUAAGUUCCCCUCCAAUGACUCAUUGGGUAAGCAGUCUCAGAAAUCUGUGGGCUCACGGAAAAAAGGUUCCCUGAACAGGCCACCUAGUGAGCAGUCAAGGAAAUCAGUUGAGGGUGGUAUUGCCACAGGACCUGAGUCAAGGCCACUGAGUCGCCACUCACGUGAUGCAGAAGAGGGCGUCACAGAGGGCGCUCAGGGGCAGUCUCCAAAAGCGUCUCAAGCUGGCUCAGUGAAGGGCCAAUCACCAAGGGCCUCUCAAGCUGGCUCAGUGAAGGGCCAAUCACCAAGAGCCUCGCAAGCUGGCUCAGUGAAGGGCCAAUCACCAGCAGCAUCUCAAGCUGGCUCAGUGAAAGGGGAAUCCCCCAGAGGAGGGUCACAGGCAGGGUCCGUCAAAGGUCAACCACAGGGGUCAGAAGGUCAAAGGUCACGUCGGCCUAGCCAGCAAUCUGCCACUAAGGAAAGUGAUGAGAAUAAAUCAGACUCUGAGAAACAGGCCAGUGCUGGAGAGUGAUAUGUCCAUUCUGAGAGAGAAACUGACACAAGCGGUCAUUGAACUGUUGCAUGAAAAUUUAAUUCGUCCUUGACAUUGAAAAUGUAUUUGUUCUUUCUUUGGAGUAGAACUGCAUAAUAUAGCUCUCAGCAUGACAUUGCAAUUGUGGAGAUAAUUUGAUUAUGAGUAAAGAUUUACUUGCUAUUUUAAAGUGGAACUUUUUUGAAUUAAUUUUAUAUUGAUAUAUUACUGCUGAGGUGUCUCAGAAGGAAAACUGUACAUUGUGUAAGAUUUGUUACACUAAUAUAACUUUUAUACAUGAAAUACAUGUAUGUGUUCUACAUAAGACAUUCAUGAAAACCCGUCCAUGUAUCUAGGCACACUGUGAUAUGUUAGGUAAUUGUAUAUAUAGGAUAUGUACCUAAUUUUACUUGAACUGAACUGCUGUUUUGUGUUGGGAACGUUUGUUCCAAUGAUCUUUUUGUCAUUUGUUCAUUGUGAUUGACAAUUUUUUGUGUAAUUUUUAGAGGAUCA
This is a messenger RNA of Lingula anatina, 1496 nucleotides long. RefSeq names its product dynein axonemal heavy chain 17-like. The record is from RefSeq and is a predicted model, not a curated record. Gene Ontology annotation, molecular function: ATP binding; dynein light intermediate chain binding; dynein intermediate chain binding. Gene Ontology annotation, biological process: microtubule-based movement. NCBI's taxonomy places the organism in Eukaryota, Metazoa, Brachiopoda, Lingulata, Lingulida, Lingulidae. Gene Ontology annotation, cellular component: dynein complex.